CGGGUGCGCGCGCGCGCGCGGCCGGCCAUAAACCCAACCCUGUGGGGAGUGAGAGAGCCGCGGGCCCGAUAAUCCGGAGAGAGGCGCGGAGGGAUCCGUGGGAGCCGCAGUGCGGCGGCGCGCGGACCGGGCGGGGCGGGGCCGGGCGAGGCGGGGCGCGCGCGGCGGCCGUUGAGGGACCGUUGGGGCGGGCGGCGGCAGCGGCGGCGGCGCGCGCUGCAGGCAGUGAGUGUGGAGGCGCAGACGCGCGGCGGAGCUCGAGCUGCUGCAGCUGCUGCCGCCGCCGGAGGAACCUUGAUACCCGCGCUCCGGACACCCGGCUCUCGCCAUGGCUGACCAGCUGACCGAGGAGCAGAUCGCAGAGUUCAAGGAGGCCUUCUCCCUCUUCGACAAAGACGGGGAUGGCACCAUCACCACCAAGGAGCUGGGGACAGUGAUGAGGUCCCUGGGGCAGAACCCCACUGAGGCCGAGCUGCAGGACAUGAUCAACGAGGUGGAUGCAGAUGGGAACGGGACCAUUGACUUCCCCGAGUUCCUGACCAUGAUGGCCAGAAAGAUGAAGGACACGGACAGCGAGGAGGAGAUCCGAGAGGCCUUCCGUGUCUUUGACAAGGACGGCAAUGGGUACAUCAGUGCCGCAGAGCUGCGCCACGUCAUGACGAACCUGGGCGAGAAGCUGACCGAUGAGGAGGUGGACGAAAUGAUCAGGGAGGCCGACAUCGACGGGGACGGCCAGGUCAAUUACGAAGAGUUUGUACAGAUGAUGACUGCAAAGUGAAGGCCCCCGGGCAGCUGGUGAUGCCCGUUCUCUCGAUCUCUCUCUCCCUGCGCGCGCACUCUCUUCAACACUCCCUGCCUAUCCCAGUUUUAGCAAACACCAGUUGAUGGACUGAGAAUCUGAUAAAGCUACAAAAGAUUUGUCCCAAGCUGCAUGAUUGCUCUUUCUCUUCCUCCCGAGUCUCCUUCCAGGCCCCCGCCAUCUCUUCCUUCAGCCUCCCCCGCCUUCCAUUCACAUCUUCCAAGGCCUGAUGCAUUCAUAAGAUGAGCCCCCCAGUCCCCUUCAGGGGGCCUUUGCCCUCCUCCUCCAGCCCGGGUGGCUCUCGUCCGUUUUGGUUUGUUUCUGUUUGUUGGUCAUCUUAUUUUGGGGUGCCGAGGUGGACGCCGGCGCUGUCCCGGGACCUGCUGGGGAGGGGCUGAGGCCCUUAGAAGGGCUGGGCAUGAGAGGCACGCCUUUUGCUGUUGCAUGCAACCAGCCUGUAAUACCCUGUGCCCAUCCCAGAGCCUGUCGGGGCAGGAGUGCCCAGCAUGGCGUUCCAGAAGGGCUGAGGGCGAUGGGGAGGGCCCCGAGCUGCGGUGUUGCCUGAAUGUGGCCCAGGAGGAGGCCAGGGGGCGAGGGAGGCUUGGCAGCUGGCAUGCUCUUAGCACAUGAGGAGGCCGGCCAGGCUGGGCAGCACUCAGAUGCCAUUGGCUGCUCUUGUGAACCAUCUGACUGGCUCCCUGAGGCGGGGCAAGGGGGGCCCGCUCCCCUGGUGCCCCUGCACGCUGCCCCCAUCCCAUGUUCCCCAAGCGAUCUCAAGCUCUCCUGGUGCUAACAUCCCAUGCCCACCCGUGUCCCGGUCCCCUCAAGGGAACGCACGUGGAUUGGCCGCUUUGUCACAUGCUACUCAUCCUUCCGUUUUUUCUUUAUACCCCUUAAAACUCUUAAUUUUUGUCUGAAACAAUGCCGGGCUAGCUGAGGAGUGGGGAUUGGGAGGAUGUGCCCCACCAAGCGCUCAAGAGAACAUAACCUGCAAUAAACAGCCCUGCCGGCCCGCCAGCCCCUCCCGCUUCCCCGUGGUGGCUCGGCGGCUCCCCAGCCCCGUCUGUGCUGUCUGUGCGCCCACCUGCCUGCCCCCCCACUCCCCAGCGGAGAGCAUGAUCCGCAACCUGGCUUCUGACUUUCGCCUCUGGGACAAGUAAGUCAACGUGGGCAGUUCGGUUUCCUGGAUUUUUUUUUCUUUUUUUUUUCCGUUCAUUUCAUCUGCCCCCCACCCCCAUCCCACCCCACCCCUCAGGUCGAUCAAGUGGCUUUUCCUGGGACCUGCCCAGCUUUGAGCAUCUUCUCGUCCACCCUGUGGCACCCAGCCUCCAGGGAAGGGGGGGUGGGGCAUAGCGGGAGACCCAGCCAAGAGCUGAGGGUAAGGGCAGGCAGGCGUGAAGCUGUGGGUGUUUUCGGAGUGUUUUGGUUUUUUUUUUUUUUCCAAACCGGGCAAUAUUUGUGUUCAAGCUGUGAAGAAAAAUAUAUAUCAAUGUUUUCCAAUAAAAUACAGUGACUACCUGA
Molecule: messenger RNA, 2320 nt
Organism: Capra hircus (goat)
Lineage: Eukaryota; Metazoa; Chordata; Mammalia; Artiodactyla; Bovidae
Gene: CALM3
Product: calmodulin 3
Exons: 6
Coding region: 329-778 (149 amino acids)
Molecular function (GO): calcium ion binding
Source: RefSeq, a predicted model, not a curated record